CAGCACAAAAGCUACACAAUGUGCCCAAUCAACGUUGUCACAGAUGUCAACACCAGCUCCAAUUUCCACGACUUUUCAACAAAGCAUACGACCCUUGACUUGGCGAUUGACUUUGGUCGCAAGAUCUUGUUUGGACAAACCGCUAUCACUGGCCAAGCAAAAGUUCAAGGUCUUACCGAAAUUGUUCUAGACACAAGUCAUGUUGUCAUCAAAGGAGUAUGCCAUUCAGGGGAAAAGGCACCGUGGACAUUGAAACCCAACGAUGGAGAGAAUGGCAGUCCAUUGUGUAUCGAACUUGGGAGGUCUUACAAUGAAGGGGAAACCAUUGAGCUCACAGUGGACUUCCAGACGACAGAGAACACUACUGGCCUUCAGUGGUUCAGCCCCUCACAGACGGACGAUAAAAAGUAUCCCUUCAUGUUCUCUCAGUGCGAACCGGUUCAUGCCCGCUCCAUUUUCCCGUGCCAGGACACACCAUCCAUCAAAAGCACUUUCGAUAUCACGAUCCAUUCAAUACUUCCUGUCGUAGCGAGUGGUGUUCCUGAGGCCGAGCUAGUCUUCCAAUCCAUCGCAGACACGACCGAACAGAAGACAUACAAGUUUAAGAUGGAGAUUCCAAUCUCGAACUACCUUUUCGCCGUAGCAAGCGGAAAUUUGGCUGGAGAGAAAAUUGGCCCGAAAAGCUAUGUUUACUGCGCCCCUGGUGACUUGGGAGCCUGCAAAGAAGAGUUUAAGCCAGAUUUGCAAGCCAUUAUCAAAUCUGCAGAGAAUCUCAUCUUCGAAUACCCAUGGCCGCUUUACAAUCUUGUCGUAUUACCAAAGUCCUUCCACCUUGGCGGCAUGGAAAACCCCAUUUUCAACUUUUACAGCGCCACAGUUGUCUCGGGAGACCGAGAGAACAUCUCUGUGGUCGCCCACGAGUUCGCGCAUAGCUACAGUGGCAAUCUCGUCACCAAUGCGUCCUGGGAGCACUUCUGGCUGAAUGAAGGGUGGACUGUCUGGACCGAAAGGAAUAUCGUGCGCGAACUCAGAGGAGACGAUGAGGUCGAGCUCCAAGCCAUUGUCGGCUGGCAAGACCUCAUUCAAUCCAUCGAAACGUACGGUGGUAACGACAGCGUCUUCACUAGCCUGGUACUUGAGUUCGAAGGUAAGAGGCCGGAUGAUAUUAUGUCCAAGAUCUCGUACGAAAAGGGCUACACCUUCCUGUGCUAUCUGGAGAAGACCGUUGGGCGAGAGAAGUGGCUCAAGUUUGUCCCACACUAUUUCCGGACAUUCUACGGCGCUGCCGUUGACUCAACUCAAUUCAAAGAUUGCGUUGUUGACUUCUUCUCGCCUGAUGCUGCUGCUACCUUGGCACUGAGUCGCGUUGACUGGCAAUCGUGGCUUCAUAAGCCGGGCGUACCUCCCAAGCCAGAUUUCAGCUCUGGGCUAUACAAGGAGGCUCUUAACCUAGCGGAUCGUUGGAACAGCCUCUCGACUGGUUCUCUCUUCAAGCCAUCUUCCGAUGAUGUCAAGGGCUGGACUGUAGGGCAAGUGUUGGUCUUCCUCGAUUUGCUCAUCGAAAACUCGGAACCAGUCUCGACAAGAUACUGUAAGCUUCUUGACGAUCUCUAUGAUGUGGGAAAGUCUGGUAAUCUCGAAGUUGUCACUCGAUACCUUCACGUCGCGCUUCGAGCCGGCGAUCGUGGCGUUUUGAAGCAGACUGAGGAAGUGCUGGGGCAGACAGGAAGAAUGAAGUUUGUGAGGCCGUUGUUUAAGCAAUUAUUGUCGGUUGACGAAGGGCUGGCGUUGGAGCUGUUCGAAAAAUAUCAAGACUUUUAUCAUCCUACUUGUCUAAGGCUGAUUAAAAAUCUGCUCGACGAACAAAAUCCCAAGGGCAACUAGUUACUAUCUUCAUUGCCCUUAAUUCUUGACCUUCACUGAAUUCAAGGCUUUGGGACUGGAGGCGUCAGCCCGCUACGGCGCUCCAUCCACAGUACAUAGAUCUACUUACGUAGACUUGCAAC
This is a messenger RNA of Colletotrichum godetiae, 2006 nucleotides long. Its product is annotated as peptidase family M1-domain-containing protein. Gene Ontology annotation, molecular function: metallopeptidase activity; aminopeptidase activity; epoxide hydrolase activity. Lineage: Eukaryota; Fungi; Ascomycota; Sordariomycetes; Glomerellales; Glomerellaceae. Gene Ontology annotation, cellular component: cytosol. The record is from RefSeq and is a predicted model, not a curated record. The transcript is spliced from 7 exons. The coding region runs from base 19 to 1884 and encodes 621 amino acids. Gene Ontology annotation, biological process: proteolysis.